Molecule: messenger RNA, 763 nt
Organism: Synchiropus splendidus (mandarinfish)
Lineage: Eukaryota; Metazoa; Chordata; Actinopteri; Syngnathiformes; Callionymidae
Gene: txnl4a
Product: thioredoxin-like 4A
Exons: 4
Coding region: 161-589 (142 amino acids)
Biological process (GO): mRNA splicing, via spliceosome
Cellular component (GO): U5 snRNP; U4/U6 x U5 tri-snRNP complex; spliceosomal complex
Source: RefSeq, a predicted model, not a curated record
UGACGUAGUGAAAGAGAACGUAUUUCGACGAGGCGGUUACUCAUUCCGUGAGUACUGCGCUGCGUUUUGUCAUCCAUAUACAUUCACAAAGUUCCUGUCGAUAGUUUUCUUGUGUCAAGUAGGUGUUAUAAAGGUUGGAGCUCACAAACGAGUGGUCAAGAUGUCGUAUAUGCUACCCCAUCUUCACAAUGGCUGGCAGGUCGACCAAGCCAUUCUGUCCGAGGAAGACCGCGUUUUGGUGAUCCGGUUUGGACACGAUUGGGACCCAACGUGUAUGAAAAUGGACGAGGUCCUAUACAGCAUUGCUGAAAAGGUCAAAAACUUUGCUGUCAUCUACCUGGUUGAUAUUACGGAAGUACCAGACUUCAACAAGAUGUACGAGUUGUACGAUCCCUGCACCGUUAUGUUCUUCUUCAGGAACAAACACAUCAUGAUUGAUUUGGGCACUGGUAACAACAACAAGAUCAACUGGACCAUGGAGGACAAGCAGGAGAUGAUAGACAUUGUUGAAACAGUUUACAGAGGCGCCAGAAAAGGCCGAGGUCUGGUGGUGUCGCCGAAGGAUUAUUCCACUAAAUACAGAUAUUGAUUUGAGCUUCUGUCCAGACUUUUUAUAUAUUGUAGUGUAAGUUUCAUGUUUUGUUUUGUUUUAUUUUGGUUUCUUUUUUAUCUUCAGUUAUUUAAUGAAGGUAGAUGUUUGAAACUGUUCUGACCUCUUUCGUGUUUUCACCAAAAUUCAAAUAAACCAGAGUGUAGAUGAGAA